AUGGCGCCGCGCUCGGGACCCGCGCGCAGGGCUGAGGAGGCGGCCGCGACUCGGCGAGAGAGCGAGCUAGCGAGCCGGCGCGCGAGAGAAACGGGCGACGCGGGCCGAUCGUCCGCUACCCGCGGCCGACUGAGAGAGAGCGGGAGCCGGCUCCGCCCUAAAGGCCACCGCCCGCCGUCCCCGCCCCGCCCGCCGCGGCCACGCCUCGCGCGCCGCCUACGUCACGACGUCGCGCGCCCGCCCGCCGCGGCCACUGGCGCCUCGCGCGGCACCUACGUCAUGGCGUCGCGCACGCGCGCAGGCGACCCCGGCGGCGCCACUGCGCGGCCUUCUGGGACUCGUAGUUCCAGCGCUGGGCGGAGCCCCCGGCGUCCCCUCACCUCAAGGCCUGAAGGAAGCCCUGAGGACCAAGAGAGAGACCUACAUGAGAGCAUCCGCGUAGAACGGUGAUGCUCCCCUAGCAUCCCAAGCUGGUACUGUCCUUCCGAGGGUCUUAGCCUCCGGAGCCAUACAAGGUGCCAAGUCCCAGGAGCUGCUGGAACAUGAAGACUAUCAGAUGAUUCUUUAAGCAGCUCAUGGAAGAGGGGCUAGAUUAAUAGCCCAUUCUCCUCCUGACCACCAUCAGUCCAUUAUUUUUUGUGUGUGGAAUUUUUUUAAUUGAAGUAUAGUUGAUUUACAAUGUUGGGUUAUUAAUAGCUUCAAGUGUAUAGCAAGGUAUAUAUACACACAUAUGUAUGUGUGUG
Molecule: messenger RNA, 743 nt
Organism: Bubalus bubalis (water buffalo)
Lineage: Eukaryota; Metazoa; Chordata; Mammalia; Artiodactyla; Bovidae
Product: nucleolar MIF4G domain-containing protein 1-like
Exons: 3
Coding region: 1-450 (149 amino acids)
Source: RefSeq, a predicted model, not a curated record